Messenger RNA from Monodelphis domestica (gray short-tailed opossum), 1178 nucleotides. RefSeq names its product phosphatidylethanolamine N-methyltransferase (gene PEMT). Gene Ontology annotation, biological process: phosphatidylcholine biosynthetic process. Gene Ontology annotation, molecular function: phosphatidylethanolamine N-methyltransferase activity. Lineage: Eukaryota; Metazoa; Chordata; Mammalia; Didelphimorphia; Didelphidae. The record is from RefSeq and is a predicted model, not a curated record.
CGUGAAGCAUGCGAACUGAGAUCCCGGGAGGUGGGGAUUAGCCAGGAAAGCUCCAGGGAGGAUGUAUGAAUAAAUUUAGGGGCUAGCGGAGGUUGGGGGACCCUCUUGACCCCUCUAGAGCCAGGGUGGUGGUGGCCUUGGGGCCAUGGGGUGAGCGGGCGGACGAGGAGAAAGAGGAAAGGGAAGGCGAAAUGAGGGGUCGGGUUGCCGGGUAUGAUUGCUGCGGAGGACUCGGGAAUGUGGAUAUUUAUAAGGCAGAACUUUCCGUUAUGACCCGGCUUCUUGGCUACGUCGAUGUCACAGAUUUCAGCUUUGUGGCUGCUGUUCUCUGCAUCAUUUUCAAUCCCCUUUUCUGGAACCUGGUUGCAAGAUGGGAACACAAAACACGCAAGCUGAGCCGUGCCUUUGGGUCUCCCUAUCGGGCAUGUUACUGCCUGGGCACAACUGUCCUGCUGCUGAACUUCCUCAGGUCUUACUGCUUUACCCAGGCCAUGUCGAGCCAGCCGAAGAUGGAAGGGUUGGAUUGCCCGGGGGCCUUCUAUGUAGGUCUUGCCAUCCUGGGAGUCGGCAUCGUCUUUGUGUUCUCCAGCUUCCUUGCCCUUGGAUUCAUUGGGACGUAUCUAGGUGAUUACUUUGGAAUCUUGAAAGAAGCAAGACUGACAACAUUCCCAUUUAGCGUCUUGGAUAAUCCCAUGUACUGGGGGAGUACAGCCAACUAUCUGGGGUUGUCAAUCAUGAAUGCCAGCCCUACAGGACUGCUGCUGACAGUCGUUGUAGGCCUCACCUACACAGUCGCCAUCUUGUACGAAGAGCCUUUCACUGAGGAGAUCUACCGGCAAAAAGCUCAGCAGCUAAAGAAGAAGAAGUAAAUAACACCAGCUGAAUGUGUGUUGGAGAAUGGGUAGUGGACGAAGUGGGGCGGAACGCGUUGCUGGGAGGCUGACUCUCUCCCCUACUUCGUGGGUUGGAUUCGUUUUCAAUGAAAUGUCCUGGUGACCACCUGGGUCCUCGGCUCCAGCCUUUCUCCUCCCCACCCCCAGGGGCUGAGGGUGGGGAAAUCAGGUGCCUUUUGAAACUGCUGCUGCCUGGGGACCGAGGAGGGUCCGCCAUUGCUGUGUUCCCUCACCCGCCUACCCCCAACUUCCCAACUCAAUAAAAAGGAAAUGGCCUAAUUCAGA